Molecule: messenger RNA, 1615 nt
Organism: Erigeron canadensis
Lineage: Eukaryota; Viridiplantae; Streptophyta; Magnoliopsida; Asterales; Asteraceae
Product: two-pore potassium channel 1-like
Exons: 4
Coding region: 349-1452 (367 amino acids)
Biological process (GO): stabilization of membrane potential; potassium ion transmembrane transport
Cellular component (GO): plant-type vacuole membrane
Molecular function (GO): potassium ion leak channel activity
Source: RefSeq, a predicted model, not a curated record
UAAUCUAAUUCCAUAAACAAUGCUUUAAAAAAAGGGUCUUAUAUGCACCACUGAUAAAUGAAGUGUGGUUGAGACUUGUCACAUGAGAUUAAUCAAUCUACAAAGGAACUGGAAUUUCUGCUAGCUCACUCCAUCUACAAAGUAUCCAUACUACUACUAUAUAUCAACUUUCAAAAACUUUAUACAACUUUUAUCAGUCAUACUCUUGAUGGAAACACCCGGUUUUCGUCCCUAACACUCUCGCCGGAAGCACGUUUUCCCCCGGAAAGUGGGCUAUAACUCGACUCAAGCGUUCUUGCUUCGGUUCAUACUCCGCGGACUGCACACGAAUUUUCUUGCAAAGCUGCAAUGACUUCCAACGGCGAAAACAAACCUUCACCAAACGGAUCAACAAAACGACAACAUAUCAAUGAUCAAAUACCUUCUAUAAAGAGAAGAAGGUUUCGGCGAAUCAAAAGUGCUCCACACUCUGACUCUUCUGCUUCUUUUAGUGGCAACAAAAUUACUAGUGAUGCAAAAAAACCACGCCCCAAGUCGAUUUUUGAUCACUUUUACCCAAAUUAUUGGAAAGUAGGAGUCAUAUUGUUUGCAUAUUUAGGUGCAGGUACACUUACCUUUACUUUGACCAGGCACCAAAUAUCAGGAAUAAAAACACAUAAAAUACUUGAUGCACUUUAUUUCACCGUUGUCACAAUGACAUCAGUUGGGUAUGGUGAUGUUGUUCCUGCUAGUACUCUUACUAUACUUCUGGCUUGUCUUUUCGUCGUUUCUGGCACGGUCAUCGUCGGGUUGGUUUUAAGUAAAGCAGCAGACUUAUUAGUGGAGAAACAAGAACGAUUGUUGAUAAAAGCGUUACAUUUGAAUGAAACAAUCGGUGAAGCAGCAAUCUUGAAAAAGAUUAAAACAAAGAAAGUGAGGAAUAAGUGUAUCAUUUUGGUGGUAUUGCUUUUAGUACUUAUGGCUGCAGGGACAUGUAUCUUGCUUGCAGUUGAAGAUUUGGACUUUGUUCACGCGUUUUAUUGUGUUAUUGGAACGCUUACUGGACUCGGUUACAUUGAUAAAUGCUUUUCUACAUCAGGUGGGCGCGUGUUUGCGUUGUUUUGGAUCUUGUCAGGUACUGUUUAUGUAGCUCAAUUGCUUUUCACAUUUGCCCUGCUACACACUGAGAGAAGGCAACGGUCGCUAGUCAAAUGGGUGCUUAAAAGACAAACGACGGUUUCUGACCUCGAGGCAGCUGAUUUUGAUGGUGAUGGAAUCGUCGUGGCUGCUGAGUUUGUAAUCUAUAAGCUAAAAGAGAUGGGGAAGAUCAACCAAGAUGAUAUUACACCAAUCAUGGAUGAGUUUGAAACGCUCGAUUUGGAUAAGACAGGGACGUUGUCUGCCUCUGACAUUUUGCGUUCCCAGUCAUCGUUGUUGGCCUCUACUGUUAUAACUACCCAAUUAUCAGUGUAAGAUGAUGAUCGAGCCGAAGAAAAAGAAAUCUAUAGAGCAAAGAUGACCAUUAAUUUUGAAUUUUUCAAUACUAAUUAAGACGUCAAUGUGAGACUAGUAAACCAAAUGCAAGCAAACAAAUCAUAAGGCAUUAUGAUAGGUUUUAAGGUUUCAUUUGAAGUUA